Messenger RNA from Acanthochromis polyacanthus (spiny chromis), 1510 nucleotides. RefSeq names its product 5-hydroxytryptamine receptor 3A-like. The coding region runs from base 1 to 1224 and encodes 407 amino acids. The record is from RefSeq and is a predicted model, not a curated record. Gene Ontology annotation, molecular function: extracellular ligand-gated monoatomic ion channel activity; transmembrane signaling receptor activity; neurotransmitter receptor activity. Gene Ontology annotation, biological process: monoatomic ion transmembrane transport; signal transduction; nervous system process. Gene Ontology annotation, cellular component: membrane; neuron projection; synapse. NCBI's taxonomy places the organism in Eukaryota, Metazoa, Chordata, Actinopteri, Pomacentridae. The transcript has 8 exons.
AUGUUGGGCCGAAACCUAAAGAAAAGGAAGACACGAACAGUGAAGAGUAAAGUGGCACACAACUGUUACUGUAAGAGUCGCCGAUGUCUGGCUCAAAAGUUGAUCGACAAAGAGUAUGUCUCUCAGCCACAGGAGGACAACUGCACCAAAUUAAUUGCCGUGCCAUUCCUUGAGUACCAAACUCUGUCUGUUAUGUGGACAGAUCCUGAGUUGGCAUGGAACACAUCAGAUUACCCAGUCGAUGAAGUGAUUCUCCCAGUGAAGAAAAUCUGGACCCCAGAAAUCCAUGUAACAAAUGGAAUAGUUGCAACUAUGCAGCACAACUCUCAUGACCUGCUGGUGUACAGUAACGGCACCGUGAAGCACAGUGUGAUCAUAAACGCAGAGGUAAACUGUGAAGUCAAUCUGUUCAACUAUCCCUUUGCUGCUGACGAGUGUCCUGUCGCAAUCCAAGCCUGGUCCACUGAUGGAUGUGGCACUAAGCUGGCACUUGGUCGUUUGAUGAUGGUUGAUGGAGCCCAUGGAGAUUGGCAAACUGAUUAUGUGAACUUCGAUAAAAAACGAGAUGACCGUAAUUACAUCAUGGUAUCACUCCGCAUCAAACCUGCCAACCCUUUUAUAACGCUGCUGCUGCCCAGUAUGCUCAUCAUCUUGGCAGAUAUGGUCAGCUUCGCUCUACCACUGACAGGUGGCGAGCGCAAUUCUUUCAAAGUCACUCUGGUUUUGAGCUUCACCAUGUUCCUCAACAUCCUCAAUGAUCAGCUGCCUGGAGACAGCUCAUGCAGCCCUGUCAUCCGAACCCAUUUCUGUAUUUGCCUGAUCAUCCUGGUGGUGAGUAUGCUGGUGUCCUUGGUGCUGACAAGGGCAGCCCAAGAUGGCGGCCUCAUUCUCUGCUGCUGUUCCAAAAGGCCAGGCACAAAAAACACAAGAAGCAAGGAGCAGAAGCAGAGCGAGGAAGUCAAGACUGAUAUCAGCGUCAUACAGAUGGAUGCCUCAGGGGAGAGCACUCAACUGCUCGGAAAGGUGGUCAAAUUCUUGGAAGCUCUUGAUGCCAAAGAUGAGGAAAAUGAGAAGAGGCAGUGGACUGUCAACUUACUGGACAAGAUCUUCUUCUGGUUCUAUUUCAUUUUAGGCACUGCAUACUUUUGCGCCAUGACUAUUGUGAUGGCAAAGUAUCGGUGUAAUGUUGACCAUUUCGAUUUCUGGUAUGAAGAAAUCUAUUGAUUAUGUGUUAUUGCAAGUCCUGAUCCACUAAAACCACAUCCACAAUAUUUAUUCAGCCAUAUUUAUCUCACGUUUACAAUAGUGGCAGCUGGAAAGCUCAGUGACUAGCACUCCUGACUGGCACGGGAGAUCGAUGCUUCCCAGUCAGGGUGUAGCUGUCCAGGGGGACCUUUGGGAGGGCUCCUCAGUGCUGCCCCGCUUCCCUACCUUGUAUCUACUCUUACACAUAUGUUGCUUUGAAAAAAAAAAGUGUCUGCUCAAUGAAAUUGUAGAAUAAUAUGACAAA